Messenger RNA from Vicia villosa (hairy vetch), 3776 nucleotides. RefSeq lists its product as uncharacterized. Gene Ontology annotation, molecular function: zinc ion binding; nucleic acid binding. NCBI's taxonomy places the organism in Eukaryota, Viridiplantae, Streptophyta, Magnoliopsida, Fabales, Fabaceae. The record is from RefSeq and is a predicted model, not a curated record. The transcript is spliced from 2 exons. The coding region runs from base 1551 to 3776 and encodes 741 amino acids.
ACAAAAUUUGGUCCGUCUUUGGAAAUAUUACCCAAAGAAAUACUUGACUUGUACAACCCCUGGUGUGAUAAUAGUCCACUUAUCAUAAAUAUUUUAUCUGAAAAUUUAAUCACAGGUCAAUGUCCAUUUUUAUUCUUUGCUAAAUUUCAGAUUCCUUGGAUAUGGAGAUGGUCUAUCACCAUGUCACAAGAUAAAUUCAAUAUUCCCAUUUUAGAAAGAAAUUUCUUUUAUAAAUGGUGGAACAAGAUGAGUUCCGAAGAGAUCCAAAAUAAAAUUAUUAUGAUUCAAGCAGCCAUAGCUGAAGAUCAAAAUAAAAAAGCCAAAGAGCAAAAUUCCCAACAAAUGUCCAUGGGAAAUUUGAAGAAUUUCUUCCAAAGAAAAUAUCCAAAUGAAAUAGAAGAAGAAAUUAUGGUUAGAACGCUGGAUUAUAUGAAGAAUCAAUUCUUCUCCACUUUUCCAACAAAAACAUCAAGAGAUGAAAAUUCAUCUAUGAAGACUAGCUCUUCUAUGGGAUCCAUGGAUUCCAAUAAUUUUGAUUGUUUGGCAGGAGAAACCCAAGCAGAGGACCCUACUGCUGAAGAUUUUUGGGAUGCCAUGAUUCAAUCCAUGGCCCAAAAGGCAAAGGAUAAAGCCAAAAGAUAGUAGAAUCUCAAGACAUAUAGAAAUGGACAAGAAAGCAUCUUUUCUUGUCGGCCAUUUCAAAAACCAAGUCAAGAUGAGAAUCUUAUCUUAUGGGAAAAAACAAUGCUAAAGACAAAAGCAAAGAUAGGAAGGAAUCUUAUCUCGGUAAAAGGCCCAUGCAAGCAUCUUUUGUUGGACCAUGCAAGCAUCUUUUGGAAUAGUAACAGAAAAUUUCCUGCUUUUGUAAGAUAGUUUGUUUUUUGUGAAUUAUUAUUGUGACGAUGGGGCCCAAUGUGUACCCGGCAUUAAUAAUUCUUCUAUGUUUUUGUAACCGGCCAUCGUAGGUAGCUUUUACCGGCUUGAAUAGUAAGCCUUUGUAUCCCUAUAUAAAGGGAAUUUCGUUUCGUUUGUAAGCACGCAAUUUUCAAUAAGAUAACAAAGUUUUUAUAUAACUCUGUCUCUCAUCUACCCACUUCCUUAAAAUUCAUAAAAUUCCGAUCCUGCCUCCGCUGAAUUACACUUCUUGGUAUCAUCACCUGGUUAAAACCUAAGGUUGCUUAAAUGGGAUGAAAUUACUUUUCCAGAAACCUGGAACCUCCCUCAGGCCAUUGAACCGGAACCUAUCCUUAAUAAGGAUGUUGAUCAAAUAAUCCAAUCAAGUGAUGGAGAUCUAGAGAUAAAUUUUAACUCUAAAAGAAUGAUUAGAAUACCUAGAUCCAUGUCUGGAAGACAUUCUGUGAAUUCUAUAAUGAAUUUUAUUCUGCUCCCAGUCAAUUAGCUAGACCUUCAACUUCUCAAUUAAGAGAAGAAAUAGAAGUUGUUGAAAAUAUAAGACUCAGUGAAAACAAAAUUCCUCAUGGUAUAUAUCAAAAACCAAAUCCUCCUAGAGUAGAAUCACCUACUCCCUCAGAUAUGGUCUUCCCGUUAUAAUGUUAGAUUAUUCUCCAGGUAGUAAUCUAAGAAACCUUGUCAAUGACGAGUUUCAGCAUACUAGAUACACCCAAUUUAGAGAAUGGUUUUUUAAAACUUUUUCGGCUCCUAUGUUAGCAAGUUUUAAAGAAGAGUACUAUACUCAAAUCUCUAUAAACCAAGAUUUCAUUCCCUUUGUCAAAUGGUUUAUUAGUUACUAUAUAACCAAACAAAAAGAAGAAUUGGUUUUUAUGAAAAAAGACGAACUUUUAGUUCUUCAAAAACCUUGGGAAAGUAUCCAAGGAGAAAAAAUGGAAUCUCCUUUUCCCCCAGAACAAACAAUAAGUUUGGGUUCUCAUACUGAAGCUACACCUUAUCUUACCCUUCAAUUACAAAGGGUUGAACAAAAUCAGAUUACUCUAAAAGAGAUAAAUUCCAUAAUUAGAUCCAACAAUUAUACUAAUGCCUACCUUGUUUGUCUUGGAGAACAAUUUAUUUCUCUAGAAAAAGAGCUUUUAUCUAUUAAAGACCUUUUAAAUAAACAAAUAGCACGUCAAAAAAUUAUUAUUGACCUUAUUAAUAAACCUAAUACUCCAGAACAAGCUUCUACAUCUACAAUAUUAGAUGUCCCUAUAAUUCAACCUCCUAUUCCAAUAGAAGGAUUUAAAAUGGAAACAAAUGGUAAUGAGUUUGUUCGCAUUCUUGAGAAAAAGCUUAAAGAUAUACAUUUAACGGUUAUGACUAACCAAGACUCUUCCAAUGAAGAAGACAUCAAUGAUUUAGCAAAUAUGUUUGCAGAUUUAGACAUUAAUAAUCAAGAUACUAAUGAGAUAAACCCUGUUUAUAGCUCUAAACCCUUAGAAAAAUACUAUUAUAAACGUCCCUCUCCUCAAGACGUACUUUUUGAGGAACCUGAACCCUACCAGAAUUCAUAUUCUGGAAAAGCCAUUUAUGAAUGGAAUAUUGAUGGUUUAAAUGACAAGCAAAUAGUUGAUACAAUACAUAGAAUAAUUAUGCAUUCAACUGUUUGUAAACAGCACGGAAAUUCUGACAGCGAAAUUGCCUCUUUCAUAUCAACUGGAUUUGUUGGUCAAUUAAGAGGCUGGUGGGAUAAUUUUAUUACUGAAAGUCAGAAAAAAGAUAUUCUUAACCAUAAGAAAUUAGUUAAGUCUGAAAAUCCUGGAACCGGAGCAAGUAGUAUUGCCACCACAGGUGAAGAAGAUGCGGUUUAUACACUGUGUCUCUCUAUCCUUCAACAUUUUGUUGGAAACAAUGUCCCUAUUGGAGAGAAACUUCAAACUUUACUUCAAAAUCUAAGAUGUCCUUCUCUUACACAUUUUAGAUGGUAUAAAGAUACCUUUUUGUCUAGGGUUUACCAAUUAAAAACUCCUAAUUCCAUUCACUGGAAAGCCAAAUUUAUUGAUGGAUUACCCCAUUUCUUCUCUGAAAAGGUGAGAAAUUCUUUAAGAAGUAAAAAUGAUGGGAUAAAUAUUAAUUACCAUGAUCUUACUUAUGGUCAAAUUAUUAGCACUUGUGUUAAUGAAGGAUUAACCUUAUGUAAUGAUAUUAAGCUUAGAAAUCAGCUUAAGAAACAAAAACUUUCUGAAAAACACCAAAUGGGUGAAUUUUGUGAUCAAUUUGCCUUUGAUCUUGGAAAAUCUUCAGAAAGUAAGAAAAGGAAAGGAAAAACAUUCAGAAAUAAAUCUCAUCAAAAGAAGGAUAGUUACAAAAAUUCUUAUAAAAAGAAUAAGAGAAGGAGUCACUUUAAUAAAAGUAGACCAAAAGAUAAGCCUCUUAAUCAUAAAGGCAAAAGAAAAGCUAAGAUGCUUGAUGUAUCUUGCCACAAAUGUGGUAAAGCUGGUCAUUAUGCAAACCAAUGUUGGACGAAAAGGGCUCUCAAUGAAAUUGAGGAUGAGCAAUUACGUUUUCAACUUGAGAAAGUUUGCUUAAUUAAGUCUGAAUCAGAGACUAAUUCUUCUAAUGAAGAUAUUAACAUGAUUUAUGAAUCAUCAUCAGAUUAUUCCUCUGAUGAUUCUGACAAUAAUAACUGUCAAUGUAAUCAAAUUGAUUAUUGGAAGUCUAUUGUUGACAUGAAUGGUCUUAAUGUUCUUACUACAGAACAAGAUGAAGCCAUAAAAGCUAUUGAAUCUAUCUCUGAAAAUAAGCUUAAAAGAAAAAUGCUUGAAGUUUUGAUUCAAGAAAAUUCUAAAAAAGAAUCUCCUAUCAUUAUUGAAGCCCCUUAUUAA